Erpetoichthys calabaricus (reedfish) is the source of this 1599-nucleotide messenger RNA. RefSeq names its product lens fiber major intrinsic protein-like. The coding region runs from base 268 to 1059 and encodes 263 amino acids. The record is from RefSeq and is a predicted model, not a curated record. Gene Ontology annotation, biological process: transmembrane transport. Gene Ontology annotation, molecular function: water channel activity. The transcript has 4 exons. Lineage: Eukaryota; Metazoa; Chordata; Cladistia; Polypteriformes; Polypteridae. Gene Ontology annotation, cellular component: plasma membrane.
AAAAAAAAAAUACUAACAACAAACUUUUUUGAACAUUCAUCUGAAGUACACUGCAUGGAAGCCUCCACAUUUACAUAUAAACCAAGAAAGAGUGAAAACGGACAUUGACAAUAUAAUUCAGUAAACAGACCAAUAGCUGUAAAAUUAGAUUGUGUAAAGGUGCAGUGAUUUCCUUCUCUCUUGUUCUGAAUUAUUGAAGAGCAGGCUUUAAAUUGCUAGUUUAGUUAAGACACAAUAAUUUAAAAUCAGUGAUCCCCAGCCUUCAGCAUGUGGGAAUUACGGUCUAUUUCGUUCUGGCGGGCAGUAUUUGCAGAAUUCUUUGCCACCAUGUUCUUCGUCUUUUUUGGGUUAGGUGCAGCUCUACGUUGGGGCACUGAGCCCAUGAAUGUCUUGCACAUCGCCUUUUGUUUUGGACUGGCUGCUGCCACCCUCAUCCAAUGUGUGGGUCACAUAAGCGGGGGACACUUAAACCCUGCUGUCACCUUUGCAUACCUGAUUGGCUCCCAGAUGUCUCUGUUUCGUGCUGUCUUCUACAUUGCUGCACAGCUGCUUGGUGCAGUGGCAGGGGCCGCCGUCCUGUAUGGAGUCACACCCACUAGCAUCCGAGGGAAUCUGGCACUGAACACGCUCAACUCUAGAGUUAGCCUGGGCCAGGCCACCACAAUUGAGAUCUUCUUGACACUACAGCUCGUUGUCUGCAUUUUCGCUGUUACAGAUGAGAGAAGAAAUGGGCGCAUAGGGUCUGCGGCUCUAGCCAUUGGCUUCUCUGUCACUUUGGGCCACCUUCUGGGGAUGUAUUACACUGGUGCAGGAAUGAACCCUGCUAGGUCCUUUGCUCCAGCAGUGCUCAUCAGAAAUUUUGUCAACCACUGGGUUUAUUGGGUUGGUCCCAUGAUUGGUGGUGCCAUUGGGGCUCUUUUGUAUGACUUCCUCCUUUUCCCCCGGAUGCGAGGUCUGUCAGAAAGACUGGCUGUGCUGAAGGGCAGCCGCCCUCCAGAAACUGAUGGGCAGCAGGAUAAUCGUGGUGACCCUAUUGAACUGAAGACACAAGUGCUAUAAAUACUCUUUGCACAUCAUCAUUAAUCCUUCCCAAUUUUCAGUCCCACCUCACUUUCCCUCUCAACACACUCCUCUUAGCUCGUAUAGCCUGUGGCAAGCAAGAGACUAAGUUACUGUAUAUACCAGUUCUGUAAAAAUUCAAACUUAAUGUACUUACAGUAGGUUUCAGAAAUUGGAUAUAUAAAGGAAUUUAAAAUUCUAAGGAAAAAACAGAGAAUAGAUAAAUAUCUUUAGCAAUGUUGGCCAAGAGCAGUGGUGAUUCAUUACAAUUUACCUUAAUGCUACUCCCCCACACAUAUAUUUUUUGAAUUUAAACUGUUUCUCUGUGGGUUUUAUGUUCCAUGAUUGCAAACUGUCAUAGGAGUAUGGAGAACUACACACCCCCUCCUACUCAGAGGCAUCUUCUACUCAACACUAUUAUGUUCAGUGCCAUAAGAUUUUUAAGUCAGUGUCAAUAUAGACACAUACAGACCCACAAAUAGUAUGCUGUAUAUACAUAAAGUAUAGGCUUAAUACCUAUGCACAGUAUUAAUUCCAUAU